This is a messenger RNA of Opisthocomus hoazin, 553 nucleotides long. The record is from RefSeq and is a predicted model, not a curated record. Lineage: Eukaryota; Metazoa; Chordata; Aves; Opisthocomiformes; Opisthocomidae.
AUGGCCAGGACAGUGGUCUCUUCCCCACACCAGGAACUGGCCAAGUACUUUUUGGCAGAACUGCUCUCAGAGCCAAGCCAGACAGAAAAUGAAGCCCUGGAGUCUGAGGACUUGUCCCGAGGGGCUGAGCAGGACGAAGUGAGACUGGAGCUGGAGCGCUCGGCUAACUCAAACCCCGCUCUGGCACCCCGGGAACGCAAAGCGGGCUGCAAGAACUUCUUCUGGAAAACUUUCACAUCCUGUUAGCUUUUGAAACCCACCUCUUCUCCCCAUCCAUCCCUGCCUUCUUCCUAGCCCCCCACCCUGAGCAGAACCUUCACCAUAAGAGGCGAAGACUGUAAAUACAUGAUCCAUGGUUACGGUGAAAUUAAACAAACAAGGAAGAUUUGAGUUUGAUUUCCACUUGUUUUAAUAAAACUUUCUGUUCCAAUUGUACACGAUUUGCUUGAGUUGUGAUUUCUGACUAGUUCUUUAAUGACAUGCACUCUGCAGCUCUUUCAGAUGUACUAUUUUUAAUUCUUUGUUGCAAUAAAGUUUAUGUUUCAAAGGGUGA